Molecule: messenger RNA, 801 nt
Organism: Cucurbita pepo subsp. pepo (vegetable marrow)
Lineage: Eukaryota; Viridiplantae; Streptophyta; Magnoliopsida; Cucurbitales; Cucurbitaceae
Product: small ribosomal subunit protein uS8z/uS8w
Biological process (GO): translation
Cellular component (GO): ribosome
Molecular function (GO): structural constituent of ribosome
Source: RefSeq, a predicted model, not a curated record
CAGAGCGAAUAUAGAUAUAUUUUUAACGUAGUAUAAAUACGCUAGGGUUUUAAUCCUUACUCUUCUCUCUCAGCUGUGGAAAGAAGCCCUAGUCGUCCCCCAUUUGGUGUUGCCCCUGCAACUUUCGUUUCUUCUUUGCUUUACAAUGGUGCGCGUGAGUGUUCUGAAUGAUGCUCUUAAAAGCAUGUACAAUGCUGAGAAACGGGGGAAGCGCCAGGUCAUGAUAAGGCCAUCUUCCAAAGUUAUCAUCAAGUUUCUUCUUGUUAUGCAGAAGCAUGGAUACAUUGGGGAAUUUGAGUACGUUGAUGAUCAUAGGUCAGGGAAAAUUGUUGUUGAACUGAAUGGGAGACUGAACAAAUGUGGUGUCAUUAGUCCCCGUUUUGAUGUGGGUGUCAAGGAGAUUGAAGGUUGGACUGCAAGGUUGCUACCCUCAAGACAGUUUGGAUUCAUUGUGUUGACAACAUCUGCGGGAAUCAUGGAUCAUGAAGAGGCCAGAAGAAAGAACGUUGGUGGUAAAGUGCUUGGCUUCUUCUACUAAGCAAUGACGUGAGAUUUAUUUCUUCAUUCGGUAUUUUCUGCACCUUUGAACUUAAAUGGGAAGCAGUAGAGAGUCCUGUUUUGUUUUAGUUGCCGUUUUGGUUAGUGGGAGGAUACAGGAUUUGGCCUGCAUUCUUUUUGAAGACGUUGAUAUUGUUUAAUGAGCCUUUUCUUAAUCUAUUAGUUCUAUUUGUUUACCAUACUGAAAACUGAAAUUGUUGUAGUUGGUCAAGCUUCUGAAUUGAUUGCAAUUUUCUCGAACCA